Aspergillus piperis CBS 112811 is the source of this 505-nucleotide messenger RNA. RefSeq lists its product as uncharacterized. The transcript has a single exon. NCBI's taxonomy places the organism in Eukaryota, Fungi, Ascomycota, Eurotiomycetes, Eurotiales, Aspergillaceae. The record is from RefSeq and is a predicted model, not a curated record. Bases 131 to 397 code for a protein of 88 amino acids.
CACAAUUUUUACGGGCUCCGGAUUGAAUCUAUUCCAGGGGACUCCACGCCCUCUGUUCCCCCCUACUCUUCACCUUGAAUGCCUCUCUCUUUUCACCGGUCACCGGGCAUCCUAGUUCCUUUACCUUUUCAUGAUACCCAUUGGUGCUAGUUCAGAUAAGUACUUCUUUCUUACUCCAUUUCACUGUUUCCUUUGUUAUCCUGGUCUACCUCCGCCGAGAUCACUACUCUCCUGUCUGUUGCCCUUGAGCCAAGAUCCUUGUCAUGCUGGCUAUCCUGUGCGCCGCAUUAGACCCUCGCCAUCAGUGCACUACUCUUUCCUUCUCUGGCUCAUAUACUUGUACAUUAUCACUCGGAAAUGGGAUAUAUCGGCGUUUUAUCUUCCAUGUCUAGACUAAUUGCAAUAAUAUACCUGCUCUGGUUCAUAUUCGUACUAGUCCGUCUUCACCCGUCCUGGGUUAUAUAUAUAUAUGGAGAGAGAGAGGUCGGUAACCGUACUACGCAUA